Messenger RNA from Dreissena polymorpha, 5007 nucleotides. RefSeq lists its product as uncharacterized. The transcript is spliced from 5 exons. The coding region runs from base 77 to 1366 and encodes 429 amino acids. The record is from RefSeq and is a predicted model, not a curated record. Lineage: Eukaryota; Metazoa; Mollusca; Bivalvia; Myida; Dreissenidae.
GCGCAUUGCAGAAAAACAACAACAACAACUUGUAAUCGCCAGUGCCAAAAUAGAUAUGAAAGUAAAUUAAACGAAGAUGUGUGGUGUUUUUAAUGGGUAUGAGUUGCUACUGUUUAAAAAGUUCGACCAACAUCCAGCAGAAUGGAUUGAGUGGAGGGACAAGCUGAGAGAACGUGAGGAAAAGGGCACGGACAUGUACUGUGAUAUACCAGAGGAGUUGUGGUUUCUAGUGGCUACAUUACGCUCGAGACCUCAAUAUUUGAUGCAGCUAGUGAGAGAUGAGAUUGAUAAAAACAGAGACAAUCACAUGCGCAGGACAGGCAGUACCCUGUUGACUACGUAUCUCAACAUGUACCAAUUCACAGAGUUCCAUUUAGAUAGCAUCUUCAAAUAUGGGGAGGAUAACAGCUUGCCAAAAGAGAUCUUCAAGUGUCCAAAUAUCCGCCAUCUGUCCCUCAAGUACAACUGCCUCUAUUACAUACCGCCUGAUAUCGGUCGACUCCAACAGCUCGAGUACCUGGCUCUAACCAACAAUCGCCUCCAUGUCCAGUCCAUCCCUCACACGCUGAUCUUCUGCACAAAACUUCACACCCUGCUACUUGACAACAAUCACCUUGACGCUCUGCCGGGAUUUCUGCUCCAGAUGCCCAACAUCGAGACAGUCCAUCGCCAUGGAAAUCAUAACUACUUCAAGUCCACUUUCAUGUGGUACCACACUGAUGUGUACUGUAGAAUAAUGCCCCUCGCCAGUUCAGAUGGCGCCAAAAAACAGACUAUGUCCCUUCAGUUCUGGGCCGCAAAGGCCCUUAUAGGGACAAGAAGGAACUUUUUCACAGAUGACAAUGUUGCGUCUGUGUUGAAAGAUUACUUGUGUGACGUUUAUGAGAUGUUUAAUGUGUGCCACAAGUGUGCACGGGCAAGCUCGAGUAAUAAACCAGGUUUUAAAGUGAUAACAUUCAAGAACCCCUACCUAGGGAACACAUGCGUGCCAUUUCAGCACUGGGUGUGUUCCCUGGAGUGUGCACGAGACCUCGAGGUGCCAGCAAGGCAUGAACAGGUCAGGAAAAUGAAAGAAGCAGACACCCGGUACGAACGCUAUGUGCGCGAGUGUCAGAAACAGUUCAACCUACACAAGAGAAAAUCUGGCCCUAUUUCAUGCAUAUCGAGAGAGGCUGUUGAUACAGAUGAGGAGGAAGAAGAGGAUGAAGAGAAGUCAGAAAAUGGCUGUGAUGUGUGCAGUGACUCGUGUGUAGAUGUUGGAGAUAUUAGCAUUGAGACUGAGAGUGAGUUUGAGUUUAGUGUGGUGCAGCCUAAUGUAACUCUAAUGCAAAAAAAUAGUAGUGACAGACACUGCAUCAUCAUGUAACUCAGUAUUAACACUUACAGUUGGACUGUUAGGGUUUUGUUUAUUCAAUUUGUUCGAGUUUUAAGCUACAGCAUGGGCCUAUAUGAAAUGAUAUCAUAUUGGUCUAUGUAGAUCUUUAAGCUAAGAUCUAUUUGGGAUACACAGUUUGUUGUUGUUCUGACACAAAAGUUGAAAUACAUUUACUAGAAUGCAAUACAGACUGUUAUGAAUGGCGUUAUUAUAUACAAAAAACAUCCUAAGGUGUUCAUUUACUAAUUGUAAAAGUUAAAAACAUUAAUAGCCCAUUUCAUGCAAGCAUUUUGAUUGGCCAGUACAAUUACAAUCAUGAUAAAGAAUAUGAAAUAUUUCCACAAACAAAAUUCAGUGUAAAUAUUAGACUUUAUUCUAGUGUGUUAUUUAUGCUAAUUGAUAAUUUAUAGAAUUAGUAUAUAGGACUCUCCCAUCCUUCUAAGUUGGAUCAAUUUAUUUCCAAAAUUAGGGAUGUCUAGUAUAUUUAUUUCUAUAUUUAGAACAAUUCUUACAGAAAUUCAUUUAAGCAAACAGCGUAGACCCAGAUCUGGGUUUACGCUGUUUGCAAUGUCCUUUUUUCAGGACGCUAGGCAUGAACGGGUUAAUGAGAGUCCGAUUAAUGUGACCUCACUAAAGCCACAGCAAAAAUUUGAAGUAAAGGACAUUGACUAAUGCAUCGAGUCCUGGUUGAUGUUUUCAUUUAACUGUUACAUUUAAAAUAUUUAUAUGUAGUCCAAAAUGAUACAAACAUCAAUAAAACUGGUAGUUGUUGACUACUGAAUGAAUCUACAUGUUAUGUGAUGGCAAGGUAUAGCACGGUGAUACUUGUUCAUUAGUUUGAAAUUACUGGCUGGUUGUAAACAAUAGAUCUGUAAGUUCAUUUAUUACCUCACCUGAGCACAACAUGCUCAUAGUGAGCUUUUGUGAUCACCUUUUGUGUUGUUUGUCACCUGUGAUCCUUUGUCUGUCAUCAAAAUCGACCUAUUUAGCUCUUCAGAGUCCUAAUUUAUUGCCCAAUCUUCAUGAAACUUAACCAGAACAUUUUUUCCCAAUGAUAUCUUUACCAAGAUUGAAACAGGGUAACAUAGGGUCAAAACUAGUUCUCUACAUCAAAUUGGAAUCAAAUUAAAUAUAAAGCUUGCGAACAUUGUAGAAAUCACAACUUUUGCCCAAUCAUAAUGAAACUGUUCAGAACAUUUUGUCUAAUGAUAUUUCAUCAGAGUUCAAGUAUCAAGUAUCCUGCUGUAUCGAAAAAACAUGGCAGCCAAGGAAGCAGGGCAGUAACUAAUAUUGCUGUAAUAUAGCCUCGUGAAAACUCAAGAAAUUUCUUUUUGUAAAACAAACUUGCUCAUAUUUUUUUUUUAAAUAUCCCAGCUGAGGUUAAAAAUGGUUUUAAAUAAUUGAAAAACCUGAGCGCCAGGGUAUGGGGCAGUUUCAGUAUAGGGCUGUUAUCAAAUCUUGUAGACACCUUGAAAAUCACAUUUUUUGCGCCAUGUUCACGAAACUUGCUUAGAACAUAUGUUUUGAUAAAACCUCAGCAGAGUUUGAAAAUGGUUCCAGUCAGUUGAAAAAACCUGGGCUGCCAGAGGGCGGGUUAGUUUUUCUAUAUGGCUCUAGAGUUUGAUAAUGGUUACAAUCAUUUGAAAAGCAUGUCCAGAAUAAUGCGGAACCAUUUCCUUAUUAGGCUAUUGAGAAACCUUGUGAAUACACUAGAAGUCGCGAUUUGUGCCCAAUCAUAUGAAACUUCCCCAGAGCAUUUGUUCUUUGAAGUCACAUGAUAGCUGAGUUUGAAAUGGGUUCUGGUCUAUUGAACAAUAUGGCCACCUGGGGACGUUGCAGUUUUCCUUAUAAUGGCAAUAGGGAUAACUUGUAAACAUUCAGGUCCAUUUUUUUACAAUCUUUAUGAAAUUUAUUUAGAUAUUUGUUUUAAGUAUAUCUUGGUCGGGAGGGAAAAUGUUUUCUUUCUGUUUAAAAGAACUGUUGGGGAUAAGAUGUUACUUUCAUUAUAAUGGCCAUAGUGAGACAAUACCAUCUCAGAACAGUUAAGUUCAUUUAGGUCUCAGGUGAACGUCUUAGGAUCUUUGGUCAUCUUACUUUAAUGGACCUUGGUUGAAAACUGAAGAGCUGUGAUAUAUGUUUAUAUAUAGUUUAAUGAUAUGUAAGACUAUUAAUACAGUAUCCUUAAAUCUUCUGUGAAGAAAAUGAUACAUGUAUAAUUACAGUACAUGUGUGUAUUUAUUAUUUUAUGAUGUUUAAAGACAUUUCAACCGGUAUGUUGACAAUUACUAUUAAUCAUGUUAAGCCAUUAGCUUAUUUUGUGCAUUGUUUUUUUACAUUUUUCUUGUGACUCGUAUAUGCUUUAUAUUUGUAUGUUAAUUUCAAUAGUGCAUAAUAGUUAUGAUGUAUAUUAAUAUUAUUAUCCGCCGCCAUCGGCGGAGGGAUAUUGUUUUGGCGUUGUUCAUCCGUCUUUCCGUUUGUCUUUCCGUCGGUCCGUCCGGAGCCAUAUCUUGGAGGUGCUUUGGCGGAUUUCAUUGAAACUUGGUAUGAGUAUAUAUAUAUAUUUGGAUAAGAGUAUUAUGCACGCCAAAUGGCGUUGUACACCAUCUUGUAAUAACAGAGUUAUGGCCCUUUGUAUCUUGAAAAAAUGCUUUUUUAAGUGUCAAAUAUAACACUUUUGUGUCCAGAAGCAUAUUGGCGGGGGAUAUCAAUUGAACGAAUUUGCUUGUUUGUAAUUGAAGUACCACUGUUAAAAACAGUUUGAUACGGCUGUAUGUGGGAACAUGCCAGUGGGCAUAUGGGCAACUCAAUCUUUGUCCAGUGCAUACUUUGUCUAGCAUAUAUUUGAUUUUAAAAUGACUUGGCAGAAGUGUUAAGCAUGAGGAGACAGUGUUACUCAAAAGUAUCAGCCCUCUUGGCAAAAGGUUAAGGUCAAGGUCAUGAUUAAAAGUCUGAGGUAAAAUAUAAGGAAUCAUCCCUGAACACUAUUCCUGGAGCAUUGUCAGCGUGGAUUGAGGAUGAAUGUUGUUAUGUGUGAACACUAUUCCUGGAGCAUUGUCAGCGUGGAUUGAGGAUGAAUGUUGUUAUGUGUGAACACUAUUCCUGGAGCAUGGUCAGCGUGGAUUGAAGAUGAAUGUUGUUAUGUGAGCCACACUCUUGGAAAACAAAGCUGCGUUAAGUGUCCUCACAGAUUUGCCUGAACGAUUCACACAGGCUGUUUAGGGUUGACACUUUACCCUUUGACAUGACUUUUCGUUAAAAGCAAGUCUUGUUUUAAGCGAAAAUCCAGUCUGGGCAAAAAAUGUCGUCUUUUAUUAGGGUGCGCAGACUGCACAGGCCAAAAAAGAAUGACUCUUUAGGCACAUGUAAUAAAACCUUUUUUUUCAGAAUGGGGCUCAAAUAACAAUGUCAUAUUUCUAUCCAGUGAAAUAUCAUGCUUUGCCAAUUCCACCGUUGGACUGCAUUGAUGCAUGUAGUAAUCAGUAUAAGUGAGCACUAUGAUUCUUUUGUUAUUGAGUUUUAUGAACUUUGUUAGUUUUUUAUGCUUCCUUGGUCAGGAGCCACCUUGUCUGUUAAUGAGACCAGGAAACCUUGCUUGACAUAAUAAUAGAGAAGCAUUAAAUUGUAGAAAUGGU